Messenger RNA from Gryllus bimaculatus (two-spotted cricket), 4890 nucleotides. Lineage: Eukaryota; Metazoa; Arthropoda; Insecta; Orthoptera; Gryllidae. The record is from the annotation of a GenBank genome assembly.
GGGUCCUUGAAAUUUAGCUGGAUAUUACAUUCCCAGAGAAUUCAUACAACCGCCUAGUAAUAGAUGGACCAAUGAGGUUUAGCCUCUUUUCUAAAUUCGAACUGCAAGUCCUGUUAUGCAAGGUAUGGGUUGGAGAGUAUCCCUGCGCGUCGUUGUGUGGCCCCCUCGCAAACGUGAUCACGUUGACGUUGUCUGCCGCCAUUUCCCUCACGGAUCCUCGGUUUACUAAAUUUUGAAGGUCGUUAGCAUUUGCAUGGCGCAAGCAGGAGGCCAAACGGGGCGUGCAUUAAAAACACGUGAUUGCAUUUUAGCGAUACUGAUAAUUGAAUACCCCGUGGGAUACAGUUGUGGAAAGUGGUAGUGAGUGGAUCAAUGGCGGAAGGGAAUGGGGAGUUGCAAGUUAAAGAGGAGCCCAAAGAAGAAUCACAGGAUAUAAAGACAGAAUAUACGGCAGACUAUGCAAAAUUGGUGGAAUAUGGAUUAGAUGAAAAGGUUGCUGGGAAACUCGAUGAAAUUUAUAAAACGGGAAAACUUGCACAUGCUGACUUAGAUGAACGUGCUCUUGAUGCGUUAAAAGAAUUUCCUGUGGACGGAGCUCUAAACGUUCUUACUCAGUUCCUUGACUCCAAUUUGGAGCACGUUUCUAAUAAGUCUGCAUAUCUGUGUGGUGUAAUGAAAACAUACAGGCAGAAAAGCAGAGCAGGCCAAGGCUCCGGGUCUGGUACUGUUGCCAAAGCCCCUGAUGAAGACAAAAUUAAAUCUAUUUUGGAACGUACUGGUUACACACUUGAUGUGACAACUGGGCAGAGAAAAUACGGAGGACCCCCACCAAAUUGGGAAGGGCCCACACCAGGCAAUGGGUGUGAGGUAUUUUGUGGAAAAAUUCCCAAGGACAUGUAUGAAGAUGAACUCAUUCCACUUUUUGAAAAAUGUGGAGUUAUAUGGGAUUUGCGGCUUAUGAUGGAUCCUAUGACAGGCCUCAACAGGGGUUAUGCUUUUAUUACAUUCACCACGAGGGAAGCAGCUCAAUCAGCUGUGAAAGAGCUCGAUAAUCAUGAAAUCAAACCCAACAAGUGCCUGAAAGUUAACAUUAGUGUUCCCAAUCUCCGACUUUUUGUGGGCAACAUUCCAAAGUCUAAAGGCAAAGAGGAGAUUCUGGAGGAGUUUGGUAAAUUAACAGCUGGUUUGACGGAGGUCAUCAUCUAUAGUUCACCUGAUGACAAGAAAAAGAAUCGUGGUUUCUGUUUUCUUGAGUAUGAGUCUCACAAGGCUGCUUCUCUUGCUAAACGACGUCUUGGUACAGGGCGGAUCAAAGUUUGGGGCUGUGAUAUUAUUGUUGAUUGGGCUGAUCCCCAGGAAGAACCUGAUGAGGCGACGAUGUCAAAGGUUAAAGUUUUGUAUGUACGAAAUCUGACACAAGACUGUUCAGAAGAAAAAUUGAAAGAGUCAUUUGAAGCAUUUGGGAAAGUUGAAAGGGUGAAGAAAAUCAAGGAUUAUGCUUUUAUUCACUUCGAAGACAGAGAUCAUGCUAUUACAGCAAUGAGGGAACUCAAUGGAAAGGAAAUGGGUGGCUCUGCUAUUGAAGUAUCCCUUGCGAAACCUCCUUCAGACAAAAAGAAGAAAGAGGAAAUUUUAAGAGCCAGGGAAAGAAGAAUGAUGCAGAUGAUGCAAGUGCGGGGUGGAUGUUCCCCAUCUCAUCCGAGUAUGAUGCCUGGGGCAAUGCCAUUGCGGGGGCCUGGAGGGCCUGGGCCUCGUGGUGCGAGUGGGGCUGGCUCUAUGAGGGGACCCAUGGGACGUGGAGACUAUGAUUAUGAUUACGACUAUUACGGUUAUGGGGAUUAUCGAGGUGGCUACAGUGAUCCGUAUUACGAUGACUAUUAUCGUUACGAGGAUUACUAUUUUGAUUAUCCGCCGCCUCCACCACCUGCCAGAGGGAGAGGCAGGCAGCCUCAGCCGGCUGGCCGUGGGCGUGGAGUGGUGGCCCGUGGCCGAGCAGCAGGUAAGCGCAAGUUUGAUGGGGGUCACCAGAACCAGGGGGAAACUAAACGUCGCUACCAGAGCACCUGGGGAAAUCAGCCCCUUGCCCAACAGCCACUGAGCAAUGCAUAUGGGCUUGCGGGCGUCAACGGUGGCGGCUACAGCUCGGGCGGGGACCAGCAGUGGUACCAGGACACGUAUCAGUCCUGGAGCUAAAUACCAGUGGGUAGCUUCCUAUGAGUGGAUGAGUUUGUGGGGCCCAGGACCCUAUUGACCAUAAGUUGUGAUGGGGUCAUGUGAACAUUAAAUAAAUAACCCCAAAAGCUAAGUCAGGAGUGAGGGAGGGAUGUGAAGAACUGAGAGUCCUCUCAUCUUAAGGCUAACUUAUGUUGGUCAUGUUGUACAGAGACAAUAUGUUUGGUUAAAAGUGGAUUUUUCAAACGGGCCCCUCAAUGUGAGAGAGCUCUGUCUUGUUCAACAGUGGCAAGGGAAGAGGAAGACGGUGAAGUGAAAUUAAUUGUUGCUCAUAUAUGAUUCAAAAACCCACUUGUAACAUUGCAAGAAUAUGGUCUCCCACAAUUAAUUUUUAUUAAUUUUUCUUUUAAAUUUUUAUUUGGUUAACAUGUUUUGAAUGUGUUAGCACGAGCAUAGUUGUCCGUAUUGUUGACUUAAUAACAAACACUUCUUUCUUCCAAAUUCCAUAACCAAUCCCACCUUGCAAUUUGAUGUACAGAAGCAAUCUUAAUGUUUGGUUGAAAUAUAACUUUCUAAGAUGUUGAUUAUUUCCCCUGCCAAAGCCCCAACCCCCUAGUUCUGGAGACAUUACAUCUGAAGGGGGAAAUUCUAAAUCACCAGCUGUUAUGCGCCACAUUCUGUGGCCCCCUUGUCUUAUUUUACCCCAAUGUUUGACUAGAACAAGUAAACAAGCAAGGCGUGGUUACUGGACUCUGGGAUAUGCAUUGAAAUUUUGGUUAAUGGUCAUGACUUAGGUUUCUGCAAAUGAGCCUGUUUAAUAUUAAGUUUGUGUUUUUACUUUUUAUGUCAAAUUAUGUAAUGUAGAACAUGAUCAGCAGUAAAUUGAACCACUUUGUCAAAAUGUGAGCAAAGAUGGGCAAAGUUUCAUUUGAAAGUUGAAAUAAAUUUAAUGAGCUGUUUUAUUGUAAAAUAUUUAUAUCCACACAUUUGUGGGUUCUGAUGAGUGGGUUUUUUGGCUUGCGAGCAUUUGAAGUUAUCUCUGGCCUUUGUACAUGUAACAACAAAAUUCGGCCCAAUUUAGAGGUAUAGCUUUUACUGCAAGAUCGAUAAUUGGAUUAAGGAAUUGGUGAUCUGAGAUGACUAUCUGAAAACAGAAGCAGCUUUCACUCAAACUGAGUGAAAUAUUGCUAUACCAUUUUGAAAAUCCAUCAACACUGACUUCUUAAAAACGUGGGUUUGAGAGUUUGUUCAUGUUCAAACGAAGAGAUCAUGUCUUAAAACACUUGAAUCAAGGGUAUGUUACUCUUGGUCCAGGUGAUUUUUUUUAAUAUAUAUAUAAAUAUAUAUUGUAUUCCUACUGCUAUGUGAACAUAAUGUGAUUGUUUUAGCGGUAAUUGUUGGGGGAGGACCAAUAUAGUCCCUUCGUUUUCUAUUAUGUGGACGUUGGAUCUCCCACCACAAUGAUUUACAAACCUGUUUUGAAAAAUGUUUAUUUUUUUUAAUUCCAAAUAAUAUGCUUUGCUUGGUUUCCAAUUUUCUGCAUCUUUUAUUAUAAUUUUCAAAUUUUGAUUGCCUGCAAAUUUAGUGUGCUGUAGAUUGAAUACAAACAAGUUAAAAAGUACUGUUGACAGUUGAUUUUUCGGGUCACAAAUGUCAUAUGAUUUCUGUGAAUCACCCGAUGUAAUGAUCUUCUUACAUGUCACAAUAAACAGUUGUCUGUGAAUUACAUUUCUUAAUUCCAUAGAUAACAGAAAUAAUUAGCUGCUUAUUUUUUAUUGUUUUUUUAAAUAAUUUUACCAGUCUCCUUUGUCCUUACAUCAAAAGUUGUCAGAGUUGACAGGUGUAAAAUUUUACAGCAUUUGAAGUUUAAAUGUAGGCUAUAAUUAGUUGUAGCAUUUUUAACAGCAGAAGGACUGGGUAUGCUACUGGAGUGAAGAUUUACGUGACUGCUCAUUGGACACAGCUUACUUUUAUGUUCACAUAGGUGUAUGAAACCAAGUGAAGUCGUCUCUGAGCUGGGUUUGAUUCAUUUAUUCCAGAUGGUUUUACAGGGUUUCUUUGAAAUUUGGUUUAGUGUUGUAGUUCCUUACACAAACCCAAGAGAUCAGGGUUUCCUAGUGAAACGGUUAAUCAUUGACUGAAACAACUUACGUUUUCCAGUUUUGAAAAGUUGCAGCUUGAAAGAGUGUGAUCAUAUAAGCAAUGUUCAGGGAGCUUCUUAUUUCAGCUGAGUGGACUUGCAGACCAUAAGAUUUAUGUGUUUGGCUGAUCUUUUGAGCAACUAGGUUUGUUUUUGUCUUGGUAAUAGGGAAUCUUUGUAGUAGAUUGUAUGUAUGCACUGAGGUGCUGUCUGAUUACAUGAAAUGAGACCUUGUGCCUGCAGCUAUAGAUUAUGCUUUCUCAGUUAGACUGGUAUAUUUGGUCAUUGCUCUCUUGUAUUUAUGAGGAUCAUACACUGACAGAACAUUUUGGAUGUGAUGUCUACCCCCACCUCUCAAGGGUCUGAGCACUUCUCAGCUGUAGUAUGGAGUACUCUGAGAAUUAUGCCUUAUUUUCUUAGCAUAGUUGUACUUUUAUAAAUGCUUUCAUUAGAUGGAUAGAUAAUCAGUUAAGGAAUGCUGCAUACUUUGUUCUGUUCAUAACUGCUUAUUUUUAUAUAAUAAAUGUAUAUUUGGAGUGUUUUUACAAUUCUGUGUUUUCAAUGCUGCUCCUUACGCC